Messenger RNA from Scleropages formosus (Asian bonytongue), 2323 nucleotides. RefSeq names its product sarcoglycan, gamma (gene sgcg). Gene Ontology annotation, biological process: heart contraction; cardiac muscle tissue development. NCBI's taxonomy places the organism in Eukaryota, Metazoa, Chordata, Actinopteri, Osteoglossiformes, Osteoglossidae. Bases 179 to 1048 code for a protein of 289 amino acids. The transcript has 8 exons. Gene Ontology annotation, cellular component: sarcolemma; sarcoglycan complex. The record is from RefSeq and is a predicted model, not a curated record.
AAAGCGAGUAACGGCGCGCGGACGCGCGGCGCUCGCGGCUCCUCUUCCUCCCGCCUCUUACUCGCCUUUAAAUGCACUUCUCGCGCUUGAGAGCGACGAUGAGGCUCCUGGCUGAGAGCGGGACCGCGACACUGUGGUAAAAACCGCCGCGCGCAAAGCCUGGCGAGUGAGCGAACAGAUGGUACGAGAACAGUACACCACCACGACUCAGGGCUCCACUGUCCCCGUCGCCAACCCUGAGUACAUCUACAAAAUCGGCAUCUAUGGCUGGAGGAAGCGCUGCCUCUACCUCUUCGUGCUGCUCCUGCUCGUCAUCCUUGUGGUGAACUUGGCGCUCACCAUCUGGAUUGUCCGGGUCAUGUGGUUCAACUCCGAAGGGAUGGGGCUGCUUCAGGUGAAAGCGGACGGAGUGCGACUUGAGGGUGAAUCUGAAUUCCUCUUUCCAAUCUAUGCCCAGGAAAUCCACUCCAGAGAGGAUUCAUCCCUUCUCAUUCACUCUCCGCAAAAUGUGUCCCUGAACGCUCGCAAUAGCCAUGGGGAUGUCACAGGGCGUGUGACAGUAGGGCCGCAACUGGUCGAGGCACACGGGCAGGGGUUCGAGGUGAGCUCACACGGCGGCAAGAUGCUGUUCUCUGCGGAUGAGAACAAGGCCGUGGUUGGGGUGGAGAAACUGCGUGUGACAGGUCCCCAGGGAGCCAUCUUUGAGCAUUCGGUAGAGACACCCCAGGUCAGAGCAGAGCCUUUCAAAGACCUAAGGCUGGAGUCACCCACUCGGACCCUAAUCAUGGACGCGCCCCGAGGAGUCCACAUCAAAGCGAUGGCCGGCAACAUUGAGGCUACAUCCAAUUUAGACGUGCUCCUGCACACAAGUGAAGGAAUGGUGAUCCUGGAUGCUGAGAACGUGCGGCUUGCCAAGUUGCCCAUGGGGAAGGGCGGCGUGGCUGGCAUUGCCCAGGGACUCUACGAGGUGUGCGUCUGCCCCAGCGGGAAACUGUACCUUACCAAGGCCGCUAUGACCUCUACGUGCUACCACAGCCAGGACUGCUAGGUGAUGGCACUGAGCCUCCAAACCACCAGGUGACGCUGAUGUUCAGGAUGAGCUUCAGCUGCUCCGUUACACCUCCCGCGAGGGCAUCUUUAAGCUGCUGGUUUUAUCCAAGUGCAGCUAACAAUUUCACACCAUGUCUGUCUGUAAAGGUGAGUAGUACAUGAAUAUUGAAUGGAAGAGUGGCAUAAAGCCAUAAUUUUCUCCCACCUUUAGUACCUUUAAUGCGAGAGCCGAUCUUUUGUGGGGCGAAGGGGCGGAAGAGUAGGCAACAUGUACCCCCUAGUAAAAUCAAGAUAUAAUUUAUCUCCCUUCUUCUGCUGUGGUGGCCUUGACUGAACAUGUACACUUUGGUCAAGGGUAAAAAAAAAAAGAAAGCCACACAAGGGUUUGAACCUACAACCUAAAGGUUAUGAUUUUAAGUUCAUGACAAUGUUUUUUUGCCAUAAAUGUUCCGGAUUCUUAUCAGCAUGUUAAUGUGCAAAUAUGGGACAUUGAACCAUUUAGGUGAAGUCAGAUUAGCAUUUGACGGCACAUAACAAUCACAGGUAUUAAUGUGGUAAAGAAACCACUGAAUGGUGUAAUUCUAUUCACAGGUGUACAUUACCCUUAGUAGAAUGGAGUACAUCAGAGUGAGAGAAGGAACUGGAGUUAAGAUGCAAGCAUAUUGAACAUUUCAUGAGAGAAAUGUGGCAUUUUUUCUAUAUAUUUUAAGUGGCUAUCUUUUACAUGUUAGCCAACACUUCAUUUGUUUAUUGUAUAUAAUCCAAGUGAGGGCUGGGCAACAAGGAGCUGGUAACAGCUUAAAUUCUAUGCAAUACUUUUUGUGGUGCAAUAAUGCAGCAAAUGUAUUUGUCUAGCAAGUAUGCAGUCUCAUGUUUUUUUUUCCUGUACAUUAAGCUUUAAUGUAAAAACAGACACAAGACUUUCAGGGAAAAAAUCAGUUUCCAUUUACUAGUCUCAAAACUGCCAUAAUAAAAGCAGACAUGCCUGUUCGUGCUCCUGUUUGUCUGCAUGGUUUAUUUUUGUUUGUUAAUUUUCGCACUGUGUAGCAGUUUGUUUGUGAUAAGAAAAUGUUUUAUGUUCAAAAGGUGCUGUUCAGACAAAAAAAUGCAAUCUUUUAAUUACCCCAAACACUUUGGGACAACAUUACAAAAGAAAUUCAUUGUUAAUAUGGUUCAAGCUAUUAUCCCUGCUACUACAUACUUAUUUUGUUGCUAAAGACUGAAGUUGUGAAGUUAUAGUGUCCAAAGGUACUGAUUUUUCAGUAUUUGUGAA